Molecule: messenger RNA, 245 nt
Organism: Drosophila melanogaster (fruit fly)
Lineage: Eukaryota; Metazoa; Arthropoda; Insecta; Diptera; Drosophilidae
Exons: 1
Coding region: 45-215 (56 amino acids)
Source: RefSeq, marked reviewed
AUUGACUCUUCAAGACUAUUGCUUGCCAGAGAUCCUUGACAAAGAUGCGCUGGAUGUCGUUUCUGCUCCUAGGGAUCCCCAUCACGAUGCUGAUGGCCGAACGCACCCCAUAUGUGUGCGAUGGCAAGGACGACCGGGUCUGUGACGAGUAUCGCUGCAUGUGCCGGAGAAAGACGUCGACAGAACCGUAUCCUAGAACAGAGUAUGAAUUUUAAAACAGAAAUAAUUAAAGGACUUGUCGCUCG